Molecule: messenger RNA, 1125 nt
Organism: Perognathus longimembris pacificus (Pacific pocket mouse)
Lineage: Eukaryota; Metazoa; Chordata; Mammalia; Rodentia; Heteromyidae
Product: PRAME family member 15-like
Exons: 4
Coding region: 1-1125 (374 amino acids)
Cellular component (GO): cytoplasm
Source: RefSeq, a predicted model, not a curated record
AUGAACGCCGGGACCCCACCCUUGCUCCAGCGACUCGCCGGGAAAAGUCUGCUGAGCAACCAGGCCCUGGCCACCUCUGCCCUAGACAAUCUGCCACUGCUGCUGUUCCCAUCGCUCUUCGUGGAGGCCUACACUGGGGGCCACAGAGAGCCACCAGAACCAGAAACCCUCAAGGCUGUCCUGGGUGGGCUUGAUCUGCUACUGGCCAAAAGGCAGCGCCCCCGUCGGUGGAAACUGCAAGCCCUUGAUCUGCAGGGUGAGCACCCAGGGAUCUGGACGCUGGGGUACCCUGCCAUGGCACAAAUGUCCUACCCGGAGGUCCCGCCUGUCAAGCCAAGAGCAAGUCCCUGGACAGGGGUGGCUGAAGAGCAGCCCUUGGUGAUCACCAUCCACCUGACCAUUGACGAUGGCGCUCGGGAUGAUCUCCAAGCCUUCCUGCUCCAGUGGGCCCUGGAGAGGAAAGAACGAGUCCGGCUGUGCUCGAGGGAGCUGCAGAUUCUGUGUGACUCCAGCUGUGAAAUCCAGAAGGUUCUGUCGGUCGUGAGUCUGGACUCUAUCCAGGAACUGCUGGUGAGUGAACUGUGGCAUGGAGAAACCAUGCAAACCUUUGCUCCUUACCUGAGCCAGAUGAAGAACCUCCGCAUCCUUACUUUCUGCAAUAUGCGUGGUGACUUCUACACUCCCAGCUCCCCAGAUUCCUCUUAUUCCUCUCAAUUGGGGCACAUCUGGGGCAGCUGCAGCGUCUCCAGGAGCUGCAUAUGCGAGACGUCCUCUACCUUGCUCCAGCACCUGCGGCUGCGGAAUUUGUCUAUGGAUAGCUUCAGUCCCGAUCCCCUGAGAGCCCUGUUGGAGCAGCCUCCUGGAGUCAUUGCCAGGUCGGGCCAGUUGAGCCGAGCGAUCUAUUCUCCCCCUCUGGAGAGCUACGGGUCCCCGGGGAACAUCGACCCUGACAGUUUUACCCAAGUUCUGGCUAGUUUGGCCCAGGCACUGGAAGAUGUACGGACAACCCAGAAGGUCCAGAUCUGUACCGAUUUCUGUCGUUACUGUGACAGUUUCCAGUACUACAGCCUGGGGCCGGAUGGUUCCUGGGUGUUCACAGAGGAGGGGCUUCAUGGCCUUGGGUAG